AUGUCAGCACGCAAAUCGUCUAUUCGUCGCAGAGGAACUGGAUCUACCUCGCUGGGAGGAGCACAAGCAGGUGCAACUGGAACAGGAUCCAACUAUCCAAACUAUCUGCCUAUAUUUCGAGAAACAACCGAGCCUCGCUACGAUCUUGAAUCACCAUCACUGCCUUUACCUGAUUCACCCGGUGCUCAACAUGGCCGUAGAGCCAGCAGCUUCCGUAGUUUUCUCACAGACAAGAGCCUGCAAUCAGUGAUGAAUCAUGGCGAAGAUGGGGACAUAGUAGAGGAUGUCAAAACCGAUGUCCUGUAUCCUCGCUACAGGGCCAGCAAUGACGAUCAUGUAGACAUUGCUGCGUUCAAUAGAAUGGUACAAGACCGCACUCGCAAAAUGUCGACUGGCACACUGCAAUUAUCAAAGACACUGAGCCGACAAAAUCAGCUGUAUGGAUCAUCCAAGAACUUUGACAUUCAGCAGCCAGGCAUCCGAUUUACGAUUUACUCUUCGCAAAAGAACUCCAACAUCUCGACCAGUCUGGAUGAAUUGCUCACUGAACAAGGGCAGAAGGCCUUGGAGGCUGUGGUGACAUCCAGAGGCUGGUGGGUGGAUGUGUUGUGUCCCUCUGUCGAGGAAAUGAGGGUUUUAAGCAAAACUUUUCAUAUACAUCCUCUAACGACAGAAGAUAUUCAAGCCCAGGAACCUCGUGAAAAGGUGGAGCUGUUUCCCAACUACACGUUUGUGUGCUUUAGAGCCUUUGAUGUGGAUCCCAUUUCCGACCUCAUCAAGCCUUUCAACUAUUACACCUUGAUCUUCAAGGAGGGCCUUCUCACUUUCCAUUUCAAGGGAUCCGACCAUUGCGAUGCAGUGCGUGAAAGAUGCGAUCAGCUCAAGACUUACAUGCCCAUCACGCCAGACUGGAUGAACUACGCUUUGAUCGACUCCAUUACAGAUAGCUUUGCACCCAUCAUCCUGCAGGUAGAAAUGGAAGCCGUGUCUAUUGAUGAGCUCUCGCUGGUGCUCAGGGAAUCAGAACAGGCAGACAUGUUGAAGCGUAUCAGUCGCUGCAGAAAAAAGUCGACUCAAUUGGCUCGAUUGUUAGGCUCCAAGCUGGAUGUGAUCAAAAGUCUAAUGAAGCGCUAUCAGGACAAAUCCCGAGAAUCCGCACUGUUGGAACAACAACAGCAGUCUUUUCCUGUCCAGCUGUCGACUGCACUGAAUGUUGUUGUGUCUGGGAAUGCCGCUGAUGCAGGAGAGAAUACGCCCAUGCGAUUGGCAUUGGAGAGUAAAAAGGCGUAUACCGACGUCUUGCUCUACUUGGGAGACAUUCAAGAUCACGUUGUUACCAUGGUGCAAAACAUCAACCACUACGACCGUAUUCUGCAUCGAGCGCACACAAAUUACCUCGCUCAAGUCAACCUCGAACUGACUCAGACCUACAACAUGACAAACAAUGUCAUGAACAGACUGACAUUCUUGGCUACCGUCUUUAUUCCAUUGACAUUGAUUGGAAGUUUGUGGGGUAUGAAUGUCUACGUCCCAGGCAAAGACCAUAAGGAUCUCAGCUAUUUUUACUGGAUUCUGGCAGCCAUGGCUUUGUAUUGUACGGGAUGUAUUUCAUUUGGCAAGCGACUUGGGCUUUUGUGA
Mucor velutinosus is the source of this 1638-nucleotide messenger RNA. RefSeq lists its product as uncharacterized. NCBI's taxonomy places the organism in Eukaryota, Fungi, Mucoromycota, Mucoromycetes, Mucorales, Mucoraceae. Gene Ontology annotation, biological process: intracellular magnesium ion homeostasis; magnesium ion transmembrane transport. Gene Ontology annotation, molecular function: magnesium ion transmembrane transporter activity. The transcript has 4 exons. The record is from RefSeq and is a predicted model, not a curated record. Bases 1 to 1638 code for a protein of 545 amino acids. Gene Ontology annotation, cellular component: membrane.